AUGGCUUUGCUGUGGCUGCUCGUGCUGCUGGCCCUGGCCGGGCCCGUGGGGGCCACCUGGGACACCUGCAGAUGGCUUUUUUUUGCUUCCAGAGGGACCUGUGGGCUCCUGCCCUUGGCUUCUGACCACAGCUCCGUGGCUUCUGCCGAGGACAUGUCCCAUGCUGUGGGUGGCACCAGUGCCCAGUCAGGGGCCUGGCCCGGCAUUGUCAGCAUCCAGGCCACGUGGGAGAACGGCACGUGGCACAUGUGCACGGGUGUCCUCCUCAGCCCCCAGUGGGUCCUCACGGUCGCACACUGCUUCGCCAGGGCUGGGGCCGUCUCCACCUGGGAGGUUGUGAUUGGGGCCACAGAUCUGACUCAGCUGGGCCCCGAGGCCGCGGUCAGACACAUCCAGAGGCUCCUGGUGCACCAGCACUACGUGCCUGCCACAGCCAGGAACGACAUCGCCCUGCUGGAGCUGGACCAGCCCGUGGAGUGCAGCGACUACAUCCAGCUGGGCUGUGUGCCCGAUGCCUCGCUCAGGGUCUCAGAGCUGAAAUCCUGCUACAUCGCCGGCUGGGGGGACAGCGGGAGUCCCCUCGUCUGCAAGGACAACACAGCUGACUACUUCUGGCUCGUGGGCAUGAACAGCUGGGGAAGAGGCUGUGACAGAGCCAGGCACCCCGGGAUCUACACCUCCACUCAACACUUCUACAACUGGAUCCUGCUCCAGACGGGCCUGAGCCCAGCAGACAUAACCGGAUCAGCACCAGAGCCGAACUGCGCCCCGACUCCUAAGCCAGAGGUCACCUUGACUUCUGCAGAGACCCCGAUGGCAGAGCCAGAGCCAGUGCCAGAACCAGAGCCGACGACAGUGACAGUGCCAGUGCCAGAGCCGACGACAGUGAGAGUGCCCGAGCCAGAGCUGGCAACAGUGGCAGUGCCAGAACCAGAGCUGGCAACAGUGGCAGUGCCAGAACCAGAGCUGACAGCAGUGCCAGAGCCGACGACAGUGAGAGUGCCAGAGCCGACGACAGUGAGAGUGCCAGAGCCAGAGCCGACGCAAGUGCCAGAGCUGACGCCAGAGCCAAACACUGCCCCUGUGCCCGAGGAGGAGCCGGUGUCAGCACCGGAACCGGAACCAGAACGGAACCCGGACAGGCUCAUGCGCAUCUCGGUGCCGUACCAGAGCCUGCUGAAUUUCUGUAAACUGCUCAGGGAUUUCUUGCAGUUCCUGCGGGAGCAGCUGGGCUGA
Messenger RNA from Sturnus vulgaris (Common starling), 1236 nucleotides. Lineage: Eukaryota; Metazoa; Chordata; Aves; Passeriformes; Sturnidae. The record is from RefSeq and is a predicted model, not a curated record.